CACGAGUGUGACUGGGCAGUGAAGCGAUGGCGCUGACACCAGUAGUUGUCCUUGGCCUGGCGUGUCUGGCGACAUCAGCGUCAGAUCCCGGCCUGGACAGGCCCAAGCAUGACAUCGACAAGGUUCAUGUCAUAUUCAUGAACCAUUUAGAUGUGGGCUACAAUGGUAUUGACCCUACAGUCGGGUACGCCAGUAACGUCAUCAACAGAUACUUCGACGUGUACUAUCCUCGGGCUAUACAGGUGGCCGAGGACCUGAGGAGGGGUGGGCACACGGAAACCUUCAUCUACACGACCCACCCCUGGUUGGUGUAUCUGUACACCAACUGCCACCUCCUCACACCCGUCCUCAACGGAAUCCCCAUCCACUGCCCGUCCAGCCAGCAGUUAUCAGCGUUCGAGACCGCAGUGAAACAGGGGGACAUCGCCUGGCAUGCCGGAGCUAUGAACAUGCAGCCAGAAUACUUCUCACAGCUUCUGUUCCAGCUCAGUCUCAACGUCAGCAAGGAUCUGGACCAACAGUUUGGCAUCAAGAGAACUUACGCUACCAUGAGCCAGAGAGAUGUUCCAGGAAUGACCAAGGCUGUGAUUCCUGUGUUGGCUGAGAACGGGAUUGUUGCUGUCAGCGUCGGCGUCAACGACGGCUCUGCGCCGCCAGAUGUCCCGAACCCUUUCAUCUGGAAGUUCAAGGACAGCGAGGUCAUCGCCAUGUGGCACAAAGGUGGUUACCCAGGCAACCCCGGGCCUAACGCUACUGAUCCUGGGGGUCUUAGUCGAGAUGAUUGUGUUAUAGUGAAGGGUUUCCGUGAAGCCCUGUGCUUUGCCUUCAGGACGGACAAUAGCGGCCCGCCAUUAAACUAUACGGAAGUUUUAAAUAAUUAUGCUGUAGUCCACGGGGUAUUUCCUGGUGCCAAUGUCACGGCCUCGACCUUUGACCUGUACGUUGAGGCUCUGUCAACAGUGAAGCAUAUAUUACCGAAGAAAACGUUUGAGAUCGGAGACACAUGGAUUCAGGGAGUGGCGUCCGAUCCCGCCAAAAAUGCCAGAUUCAGGGCCUUCUCAGAUGCUUUACGGAAAUGUUACCAUAAAGGUGACUGUUCGGGAGAAGAUCCCCGUCUGAAGACGUCCACCAAGUGGCUCGUAAAAGCCGGAGAACACACGUGGGGUUUGAAGAGACUGAAGGACAACACCAACUGGACGAAUGAAGCUAUCACUAGGGCAAGGAAUACAACUGACUUCACCAUCCAUGUGGCUUCCUGGAUUGAGCAGCGCCAGUUCUUGGACUUGGCGUUAAGUGCCCUGUCUGACCACCCCGUGGUCAAGGACAUACAGAAGAAAUAUGAACAGCUAACACCCGUGAAACCCGACUUGACAGAUUACCAGCUGGUAGAAGAUCCAACGAUGCUGUUGUCUUGUGGAGAUGGCGUGAAGAUCCAGUUUGGUCACGAUGGAUCCAUCGUCAACCUUUAUGAUCCAUUAAAUAAGGUGAACUGGGCCGGCACUGAAAACCCCAUGGGGCAGUUUAUGUACCGCACCUACAACGACAGCGACGAUGUCGACGUAGCUCGCUACUACUGCUACAAGAGCAAUUCCAGCACUCCGUUUACCAAAACAAACGCCACAAUAAAUGCGCACCCGGAGUCUAGACUGUGGCCGUAUUCAUUGUCGUCGCUUUACAGAAACAAAAAUGUCGUCAACAACUGUGACGUCCUCGCCCUGUUGACCCCCGACAACGCCACCCCCGUGUCCUACUAUGGAGCGCCACCGGAAGUGUGGAUACAGUAUGUCUCCCGCACCCCGGCCGAGACUACGGGGAAGAAAAACUUUACAGGACUCGAAGUGACACUCCAGUUAUUCAAUAAAACAACGACUCGGCUGAGCGAGGCCAUAGCUUACAACUUCGCGCCACGACCAAUAGGUAACCAGACGUGGAUGAUCUCCAAAAUUGGAAGGCUGGUGGAUCCUCUGAAUGUGGUCUUUAAUGGAAGUCAGUAUCUUCAUGCGACUGACGUUGGUGUCCACUUCCUGAACGACAGCGGGGACGGACUCCGUCUCCAGAGCCUUGACAUCCCCCUCGUGAUGUUUAGCACAGCGUCCCACCCUCCUUCAGUCCUCCCUGUGCCCCUGAAGCCCAUCAGUGAACGCAUCACUGGGGCGGCCUUCAACGUCUACAACAACGCCUGGAAUACCAACUACAUCUUUUGGUACCCGUAUGUGGACGGGGACGAGAACUUUAAAUCCAGGUUUCAAAUUGCAUUUGUAAGACGUCACAAAGAUGAAAAUUAAAGAAGCUUGUUUGCAA
This is a messenger RNA of Haliotis rubra (blacklip abalone), 2301 nucleotides long. RefSeq lists its product as uncharacterized. Bases 27 to 2285 code for a protein of 752 amino acids. NCBI's taxonomy places the organism in Eukaryota, Metazoa, Mollusca, Gastropoda, Lepetellida, Haliotidae. The transcript is spliced from 14 exons. The record is from RefSeq and is a predicted model, not a curated record.